UUUAAAGACCCAAAAUAUAUAAACAAAACUUAUACAAUUAUACUUAAAAUGAGUAGAUUACCCUCUUAAAGAGUCAUUUAUAUGCAAGAGGUGACUCGAGGAUGGAUGCAUUGACUCUAGCUAAUGCCCUAGUUUGCUUUUCUUGGCAUACCAAUAACAUUUCUAUCACGUAUUUCUAGCAAAACAUUUUUUUUAAUCUUGUGCAAUUAUUACAUUUCUUUACCAAACAUGAAGUUCAAACAUUAAUGGCUACUCACGACACACAAAGUCCAGCCGCAAAUAACAAGUUCGGUUCCUUUCUAUCCAAGAAGACUGAAAGAACAGCAGCUAGAAAGGAUGAUGCUGAUGAGAAGAAGACUUGCUUGUUGCACCCGUGACCGAGGACGUAGCCUUGAUUUGGAUGAACAAGAGAGGAUAAUGACCUAUAACGGCCUUGAGAGCAGCAUUCUUAACAAUCAAUCUUAUGAAAAUGAAAGUGGAACAAGCAGAGGAGAUGGGUGUGCAAGUGAUUCUUUGGACGAAGACUGCUCAAGUUCUUCUUCUAGUAAAGAUGCUUUUGGGUCAUUUUCUUCUAAAUGUUUGACAAUGAAGAGGAAUAACCCGGGUUUGGAUGAAUGGGAUGUCUCAGAAAGCCCUCAACAUUUUUAUGUUAAAGAGAAACCUGCUCGUGCCAUUCAAUUUUCAGAUGUGGAGACAAUGAAAGAAAAAUUUGCAAAGCUUUUACUGGGUGAAGAUGUAACUGGGGGAAGUAAGGGUCUCUCCCCUGCAUUAGCAUUGUCCAAUGCCAUAACAAAUCUUGCAGCUUCGGUUUUUGGUGAGUUAUGGAAACUAGAGCCUUUGCCUGAAGAAAGGAAGAACAAAUGGAGAAGAGAAAUGGAUUGGCUGCUCUCUCCUACAAACUAUAUGGUUGAGUUGGUUCCUGCUAAGCAAAAUGGUGCCAAUGGCCGGACUGUAGAGAUAAUGACACCAAAAGCUCGUGCAGACAUCCACAUGAACCUUCCGGCACUGAAAAAAUUGGACUCUAUGCUUAUUGAAACACUGGAUAAAAUGGUGAAUACUGAAUUCUGGUACGCAGAAGUUGGCAGUCGAGCAGAAGGUAGGAACAAGAGUACAAGGCAGAGUAAGAGGUGGUGGCUUCCAAUGCCACAGGUAUCGACAACUGGGCUCUCCGACUGUGAAAGAAGAAAAUUGCUUUCCCAGAGUAAACUGGUUCAUCAAGUAUUCAAGGCUGCUAAAUCCAUUAACGAAAAUGUUUUGCUUGAGAUGCCUAUCCCAGCAAUUAUCAGAGAUGCACUUCCUAAGUCAGGGAAGGCAAGUUUGGAUGAGACACUGUUCAAGGUCGUGACAGAGCAAUCGUACUCAGCUGAGGAGAUGCUUCAUUAUCUUAAUUUAGCAUCUGAACACAGUGCCCUUGAAGCCAUCAACAGGUUGGAAGCUGCUGUACUAGCAUGGAGGGAGAGGAUUACAGAACAAGUUAAUGGUAAAUCCCCUGUUCGAACAUCAUGGUCCUUCGUUAAGGAUUCAAUGUCGGAUCAUGAUAAGAUGCAAUUACUAUUGGACCGAUCAGAAGCUCUUCUGCAACAGAUUAAGGCCAGAUAUCCUAACCUUCCACAAACAUUUCUGAAUGCUACCAAAGUCCAAUAUGGAAAGGAUGUUGGGUACGCAAUACUUGAAGCAUAUUCCCGGGUUCUUGGAAACGUGGCUUUCAGCAUAAUUUCCAGGAUCAAAGAUAUCGUUCAAGAAGAUGCUCUAAGCAACCCCAAUUCCCCAGCAGCGACAUAUUGCUUUACCGGAACAAUGGGAAAUCUGGAAACUCCAGUGGCUGGCUACCAUAUCCGGCACUCACUAAUCAAUCAGAUGAACCAGGUGGCUGAUGGGAAAUGUGGAAAGCAAAGUAAAUCAGAUGAAAACAGUAAUUUAGAUUUGGAAUUCUCACUCACACUGGCCAGAGCAAGGUCAGCGUCUUCAACACCAAGUCGAAGGCGGCUAUGGUGCAUUGGUAAAGAAGCUUGUAUUAAUGUUCCUCCUGAAAAUUCACCUUAAUAUAGAACAGGUGGUUUCCAAUGGAUUUGUUGUAAAGCACACUUAUCAUUUGCUUAUAUGAGAAAUGAAGUUCGUUCGUUUUGGCCU
This is a messenger RNA of Tripterygium wilfordii, 2130 nucleotides long. RefSeq names its product rop guanine nucleotide exchange factor 14. Lineage: Eukaryota; Viridiplantae; Streptophyta; Magnoliopsida; Celastrales; Celastraceae. Gene Ontology annotation, molecular function: guanyl-nucleotide exchange factor activity. The coding region runs from base 337 to 2043 and encodes 568 amino acids. The transcript is spliced from 8 exons. The record is from RefSeq and is a predicted model, not a curated record.